AGGAAGCUCAAAGUAAGAAGAGAUACUCACGCUAAAACAGCUUUAUCUACAGCUUUUGAUUCCUUCUUCUUCUUAUCAAGAUCUGCACUAUUGUUUCACGGAAGAAAAUUCUUUGUUAUUUAUUAUUGGUGACUGAAAAGAAGUGGUUGACUCCUUUCCAAGUUAUACGAUUUACAGCUGCCAGAUUCUUGCCCAGACUCAUAGUUUUUCUCAUCAGUAGAAAGCGUUACAUAUUGAGGAAAAAUUCAAAUUUCUUGAAUAAAUUGAAGAAAAGAACAAUAAAUUGAAGUGAAGUAUGUGAGCUAGGAGAUGGGUUCAGACAAAAGCGCGACUUCUUCUGCUCAACAAAUGGAAUCAUCUAUUCAGGAUAUUCGUGAGAGACAUCGGCUAGAAUUAGAAAAUUUAACAUUGACAACACAGCCCUUCAAAACAUUAAAGGUUUUCUUUCUGGUUAUCCUUCAGUAUGUCACUCAAUCGGUAUCGUAUCUUUUGGCAAAGAGUGGUUGGCUUAUGCUUUCAAGCACUCUAAUGGCUGCUAUUGGAAGUUUGCUUGUGACUGUUGAGGGUCCUCACGAGAAGCAUGUUGAGGAAGUUUCUAAGUAUGUUCGAUUUGGAUUAUGGUGGAUUGCACUUGGUGUUGCAUCUUCAAUUGUCUUAGGAUCUGGUCUGCACACUUUUGUCCUUUAUUUGGGUCCUCAUAUUGCCUUGUUUACAAUAAAAGCAAUGCAAUGUGGACGAAUAGACCUGAAGAGCGCUCCAUAUGAUACAAUACAGUUAAAGAGAUGUCCUUCAUGGCUGGAUAAACCCUGCGGAGAGUUUGGGCCUCCAUUAUUUUCAUCGUCACAUGGGUUAAGGGUUCCUAUGAGCAGCAUAUUGCCCCAGGUGCAGAUGGAGGCUAUCUUAUGGGGUCUUGGGACUGCACUUCGAGAGCUUCCUCCUUACUUUUUCUCAAGGGCAGCUAGUUUAUCAGGCAGCAGAAUUGAUGCCUUAGAAGAAUUGUCCUCAAGUGAGGAUAAUGGAGUCAUAGCUACUCGCCUAAGACAAAUCGAGCGCUGGCUGUUAUCCCACUCUCAACACAUGAACUUCUUCACCAUUUUAGUGCUCGCCUCGGUCCCAAAUCCUCUAUUUGACCUUGCUGGCAUCAUGUGUGGACAAUUUGGGAUUCCAUUCUGGAAGUUUUUUCUUGCUACAUUGAUUGGGAAGGCAAUCAUUAAAACUCACAUACAGUUCCUUUUUUGCAGACGUUGUUUAUCGUCUGUCUGUAAUAAUCAACUCCUAGACUGGAUAGAGAAUGAAUUGAUCUGGGUGCUAAGCUUCAUACCCGGAUUCGGUUCUUUCUUGCCCACACUCACAGCAAAACUCCAUUCGGUCAAAGAGAAGUACUUGGCUGCCCCACCUCCAGUGCCUUCAAAUAUCAAGGAAAAGUGGGAUUUUUCAUUUACUUUGAUAUGGAAUACCAUCGUGUGGCUUAUGCUUAUGAACUUCUUUGUCAAGAUCGUCAAUGCGACUGCUCAGAGGUAUCUGAAAAAGCAGCAGGAUAAGCAACUUGCGGAGAUUUUAUCUUCUUCAACGCAUUCGGAUUAGGAAGUCGACAAAAGCACUCGUCGUCCUUCUUCGUUAUUCUCAUUUACCAGUAGCGGUAGUGAACUACAGUCUGGUUGUCCUUGAAUUACCAUUGAAGUUCUCCCCUCUUAGAAGCUUGUAUAUGUAUUAUGUAGUAGGGGAACCUAUACAGACAGAAACAAAGAUUUUAUUUAUCCUUCAUGUGUGAUCAUUAUUUUGGGGCUUUUUACUACAAAAUCUGGGUGAAUGCUCCUUCAACAUCUGGCUUUGAAUUACUACAUUUGCUUUCUGUUAUUAUUAUUAACACAGUUGUCUUUUAAUGGAAAUUGGGGUAAUCGUUU
Messenger RNA from Hibiscus syriacus, 1904 nucleotides. RefSeq names its product vacuole membrane protein KMS1-like. Bases 310 to 1584 code for a protein of 424 amino acids. NCBI's taxonomy places the organism in Eukaryota, Viridiplantae, Streptophyta, Magnoliopsida, Malvales, Malvaceae. The record is from RefSeq and is a predicted model, not a curated record. The transcript is spliced from 8 exons.